AUGCAACGAUUAUUCAAAGAAAAUAACCAUCGACUUUUCACAGAUAGUAUUUACUUGUAUGAAGAUACGCAACAUUUGGUUCUAAAUAAUAAUGAGUUUGAUGGAUAUGCAAACCCAUACAUGUUGUUGCAGUUCAUAUUUCCAUCGAAAUGGGAGAACAGAAAUUAUUCGUCAUUGAAUCAUGACCUGUCUGAAAAUAUUUUCUCAUUUGGUAGUAGUGAAAGUCAUUCUUCUUCUUCUGUUGUUGUUUCAUUCACAAACACCACCAAUGAUACCACUCAAGAUUCCAAGUCUGAAGAUGUUGCUGCCGUGGAAGAAGAACCAACAAUAGAAUCGACAAACACUACUACUACUUCUGCUACUCCAUCAAGAUUGUUCUCAUCAUCUUUGAAUCGUUCUGUUCCCUCUGGUUUUUCAUUUGGUAGUAGCAGCAGAUGGAGUAAGACCGAAAGAGAAGGUGGAUUCACAUGUAGUUUCUCUUUGUGUCCAAUCUCGUGA
This is a messenger RNA of Naegleria fowleri, 498 nucleotides long. RefSeq lists its product as uncharacterized. Bases 1 to 498 code for a protein of 165 amino acids. The transcript has a single exon. The record is from RefSeq and is a predicted model, not a curated record. Lineage: Eukaryota; Heterolobosea; Eutetramitea; Acrasida; Naegleriidae.